Messenger RNA from Pogona vitticeps (central bearded dragon), 2789 nucleotides. It is a transcript of the gene PTCD1, whose product is annotated as pentatricopeptide repeat domain 1. Gene Ontology annotation, molecular function: protein binding; tRNA binding. The record is from RefSeq and is a predicted model, not a curated record. Lineage: Eukaryota; Metazoa; Chordata; Lepidosauria; Squamata; Agamidae. Gene Ontology annotation, cellular component: mitochondrial matrix. Gene Ontology annotation, biological process: tRNA 3'-end processing.
GCCCACGUGAGUGCGCCGGACGAAUCAGAAGCCCCGCCUUCUUGUGGGCGGAGACUUGGAGGCUCAAGAGGAAAGGGAGGUUGAAGGGAGCGUGGAAAGAAGGCCACCUCAUCUGAUGAGAAAGGAAAGGAAAGCCGUAACAUAAUGGCAAUACAGCUCCUGUCCCGUCGCUUCUCUGCAGGUGUUCUCACACAGGGCGUUCCUUUCCACCUUUGGAUGUGUUUGGCCCCCAGGGUGGGGGCUGCGCCAAAGGAACACUUGGGUUGGGCCAGAAACCCACACCAUCUGCUCAGAUAUCUGGGCCCAAGGACUCUUAGCUCGUCCCCUGUAGUCUACAGCAAAGAUCCGAAAGAUAUUCAGCCAACGGACCCCCGGGAGCUUGCUGGGGAAGAGGAAGAUGAUGAAGAGGAACCUUUUGGAACAUUGACUAAAAAAUUCUCUUCUAGGCAUUUUUUUCAUAAAGCCACCCCAGAACAACGAAACUUUCAACUCCGAUCCCAAACAGAGGAGGACGAGGAGGAAGAAUGGGAAGGAAAACGUAGACAAGGCCCGAGGAACACUCCAUAUUGGUAUUUUUUGCAGUGCAAGGCAUUGAUCAAGCAAGAUAAGCUGGCAGAAGCCCUGGAACUGUUUGAGGUGCAGAUGCUGAAGGAGGAGCGUCUUAAGCCUGAAGAAUCAAACUAUACAGUGCUUAUUGGAGGAUGCGGCCGGGUCGGUUACCUGAAGAAGGCGUUCAGGCUCUAUAACGAUAUGAAAAAGCGAGGCUUAGCACCCACCGACGCUACGUACACGGCUUUGUUCAACGCCUGCGCGGAGUCGCCUUGGAAAGACUCGGGCUUAGAAAUGGCCCUGAAGUUACGACAGCAGCUGCUGAGCAAAAGUGUCGACUUGAAUCCGGUCACCUACCACGCUCUCUUGAAAACGUGCGCCCUCUGUUCGGAUCUCCGGAUGUGCUUAGAAAUACUGAAGGAAAUUGUCGGGAAAGGCCAUCGGCUCACCACGGAGACGUUCAACUUCCUGCUCAUGGGUUGCAUAAAAGACAAAGAGAAUGGGUUCAGAUACGCGUUGCAGGUCUGGCAGCAGAUGGUGAAGCUGAAUCUAAAACCCGACAGUUACACCUACAACCUCAUGCUCCACGCGGCCAGGAGCUGCAGCCUCGGCGACCCCCAGGCGGCUUCUGACUUACUGCUGAGCGCUUACAGUGAACGCCCCGCCACCCCAAAGCUGAGGGCCGGUGAUCGAAAGGGACGGAAGGACAAGGGCCAGAAAGAGAAAGACACCAGGGCUGGAGUUCAGGUGGACGUGGAUGUCUUAGAAAAGCGUUUGUUUCCAGUAUAUUCCAGAAAAACUGAGGAAGAAAGCCGGGCUUUGAGCGAGGCUCAUUCAGAGACGAGUCGUGUCCCCAGUUCACCAGAUUCUGUCGUUGCCAAGGACCUGGUGGUCCCCGAUAAAAGCCAUGUCUUUCCGGUUCCUUCAGAAGGGGCCUUGGCCUGUUUUCCAGAGGCCACGCAGAGUUUUCCCAACUUGCUGGAAGUGCACACCCCCAAUAAAAACGUGGUUUCUUCAGGGACUGUAGCCACAGCCUCUGAUAGGCUCGCUCUGAUGGGCAACAUGGAAGGUUUCCUAAAGAACAUGAAGGACAACGAGGUGCCACCAAAUAUAAAGACGUUCACUCUGCUAGCCGAGGUGGUGGCGCCCAGCAGCCCUUCAGAAUCUUCCUUACUGACCGUCAUGGAGGAAAACGGCGUGAAAGCGGACAUCACUUUUUUAAAUACCUUGAUAAGGAAAAAAAGCAAGCAAGCAGAUCUGGAGGGAGCGAAGAACCUGCUACCUGAACUUCUGAAGAGAGGACUUUCCCCCAAUUUACAGACGUUUUGUAACUUAGCAAUAGCCUGCCGCAAAAAGAACGAUGGACUUCAGUUGCUCGCCGACAUGAAGCUAUCUGGACUGAAACCCAACGUGCACAUCUACGGUACCCUCGUAAACGCAGCCGUGAAGAGGCUAAAUUACAGCUACCUGAUAGAGAUCCUAAAAGAUAUGCGAAACAACCAGGUUCCACCAAACGAAGUGGUCCUGAAUCAACUAGAGUUUGCCGCCCAGUAUCCUCCCAAUUAUGAUAGGUACAAAGAGAAAGAUUAUUACCUGGAGAAAAUCAAUGGUUUUCGAAACUAUUAUUUCCAGUGGCUGAAACACAUGGCAGCAGAAGAAACUCCGCACCCUUGGGCAAAAUACAGAAUUCCUAAGGACGUGUCAAAGAAAGAUAAUGCCAAAGAUGCGGGAAAUGAGAGCAGCCAGUUGAGACAGUAGGAGAAUAAAAAAGAUGGAUACUCCGCACUGAUUACACCGUCAUUUGUAUUUCCUAGUUAACCACUGUCAAGUUUAGCACUAAUGCCCCAAAUGUGUUCAUAACUCAUGGGAAGGACCCUGUCGGCUGCCCCAUGAGGCAUCUGGAGGGCCUAUUAAAAAUCUCAGCACUGUGGUAAAUGUAGGACAUGGUUUUCUAGGGUGAGGGGCAUUAACAAAGCAGCAGUUCCGUAAGCUGGUGGUUGGACCAGUGAGCAAUCUACAUUAAUACUUGAAGCUGUGCUUCAAAGGCAAUUGAAGCAACUGUUGGUUCUCUGCUUUCUUGUGUCCUCUAUGCAGUGAAUUACCCAGCUUUUUCAGCUCAUCAGCUACUUAAGGUGAUGAUGACCAGUCCAGCAAUAUUUACGUCCCAUGAUAAUCUGUUACGUCCUCCCUUUGCAGGUACCCAGAUUUUUCAAGGUAUUAUCUACGAGGGAAUAAAAUCU